AUGGCAAAUCACACAACUAUCACUGAGUUUGUCCUGCUAGGGCUCUCGGAUGCCUGUGAACUGCAGAUGCUCAUCUUCCUGGGGCUCCUCCUGACCUACCUCCUCACUCUACUGGGGAAUCUCCUCAUCAUCGUAAUCACCCUCAUGGACAGGCGCCUCCACACUCCCAUGUACUACUUCCUCCGCAACUUUGCUGUCCUAGAGAUCUGGUUCACCUCAGUCAUCUUCCCCAAAAUGCUGACCAACAUUGUGACUGGAUACAAGACUAUCUCCCUCCCAGGCUGUUUCCUACAAAGUUUUCUUUAUUUCUUCCUGGGCACCACAGAGUUCCUCCUACUGGCAGUGAUGUCCUUUGACAGGUAUGUGGCCAUAUGUAACCCCUUGCGUUAUGUCACCAUCAUGAGCAAAAGAGUCUGUGUCCAGCUAGUUCUUUGUUCAUGGAUGGCAGGAUUCCUUCUUAUCAUCAUUCCAGUUUUCAUCAUAUUUCAGCAGCCAUUCUGUGGCCCCAAUAUCAUUAAUCAUUUCUUCUGUGACAACUUUCCACUCCUGGAACUCAUAUGUGCAGACACGAGUCUGAUCGAACUUCUGGGUUUUAUUGUGGCCAACUUCAGCUUACUGGGCACUCUGUCUGUGACAGCCACCUGCUAUGGCCACAUCCUCCACAUCAUCCUGCGCAUCCCCUCAGUCAAAGAGAGGCAGAAAGCCUUCUCAACCUGUUCCUCCCACAUCAUUGUAGUAUCUCUCUCCUAUGGCAGCUGCAUCCUCAUGUAUAUCCGGUCUGGCAAGGGUGGCCAGGGAGAGGACAAAAACAAGAUGGUGGCCUUGCUCAAUACUGUGGUGACCCCAAUGCUUAACCCCUUCAUCUAUACCCUGAGGAACAAACAGGUGAAGCAGGUGUUUAGUGAGAAAAUUAGCAAGAUCCUCUCAUAA
Molecule: messenger RNA, 930 nt
Organism: Pteropus alecto (black flying fox)
Lineage: Eukaryota; Metazoa; Chordata; Mammalia; Chiroptera; Pteropodidae
Product: olfactory receptor 49
Exons: 1
Coding region: 1-930 (309 amino acids)
Biological process (GO): G protein-coupled receptor signaling pathway
Cellular component (GO): membrane
Molecular function (GO): G protein-coupled receptor activity; olfactory receptor activity
Source: RefSeq, a predicted model, not a curated record